Hemibagrus wyckioides is the source of this 629-nucleotide messenger RNA. RefSeq names its product polymeric immunoglobulin receptor-like. Gene Ontology annotation, biological process: negative regulation of T cell proliferation; T cell costimulation; cellular response to lipopolysaccharide. The record is from RefSeq and is a predicted model, not a curated record. Bases 12 to 629 code for a protein of 205 amino acids. Gene Ontology annotation, cellular component: external side of plasma membrane. The transcript has 2 exons. Lineage: Eukaryota; Metazoa; Chordata; Actinopteri; Siluriformes; Bagridae.
GCUGAAAGGAAAUGGAGAGACAAGAGAUCACUGCAUACACAGGAGGCUCAGUACUGCUGCCCUGCUCCUGCACUGACCUCCACAGAAAACCUGAGAAAUUCACAUGGAAGAAAUACACAAAUGGAAAUAACUGGGUACAGAUAUCUCCUGAGAGUGAUCAGUACAAAGAGAGAUAUCAGCUGGUUAAUGAUCACUCUUCAGGAAAUCUCUCUCUGCUCAUAUCACACCUGACUGAAGAGGAUGGAGGAGAUUACAGGUGUAGUGUUAAAGGGGGUGAAUACAGAGACAUCAGACUCACUGUUAAAGGCUGCAGGCUGAAAGGAAAUGGAGAGACAGAAGAGAUCACUGCAUACACAGGAGUCUCAGUACUGCUGCCCUGCUCCUGCACUGACCUCCACAGAAAACCUGAGACAUUCACAUGGAAGAAAUACACAAAUGGAAAUAACUGGAUACAGAUAUCUCCUGAGAGUGAUCAGUACAAAGAGAGAUAUCAGCUGGUUAAUGAUCACUCUUCAGGAAAUCUCUCUCUGCUCAUAUCACACCUGACUGAAGAGGAUGGAGGAGAUUACAGGUGUAGUGUUAAAGGGGCUGAAUACAGAUACAUCAGACUCACUGUUAAAGGUAAAUGA